GCUGGCACCGCGACCGCCAAGUGCGCAAACCCACGUUGCGGGUAUCUGGCGCACACCGGGGCCGACUUCAAGGGCUUCUGCUGCAACGGGUGCAAGGCCGAUUCAGGCCACGGCGACAACUGCCAGCGCGUGGACAGCUCGGGCAAGGGCGCGGAGGUGGCGUGCGCCAACCCCGGCUGCAGCUACCGGGCAAACCUGAACACGGCCUUCGGCGGUUACUGCUGCCGCGCCUGCCCCCUGGGCAAGCCGCACGGCCUCGCGUGCACGCGGCUGCCGACGGUGCAGGCUGGCGCGGCCGAGGCCGAAGGCAGCCGCGCGCCGCGGCACGGGGCGGGAGAGCCGGCCUCCUCCGGAGAGGGCAAGCGCGUGAGUUCGAAGGUGACCGCGGGGCGCGAGUCCCUCGGGCACCCCUCGCCCAUCGCGUGUCCGCGCUCGGUGCCCCUGCAGACGAGGGCGGCCUGCAGGGCAAAUUCUGCAGUAGCGAAGGUGAGCGCGGCGGCAGUGGGCGGCCUCCUGGCCGCAGCCAGCCGCCACUGUCCGCAGAAGGCGCUGCGCCUCCGCGCGGCGGGGCGAGCCUGCGCCCGCGUCCAGAGCGCCAGCAGACUCCAAAAAGCGCGGGUCGCCGAGGCCCUGCCGCCGUUGGUGCAGGUCCGCGUGGGCCCAGCGCCGAGGAUGGGACGGGCAGCCAGGGGCGAACGCAGGACGCCGCCCACUUCGAGCUGGAGGCCCUAGGCGGGCGCGCCCUGCUGGAGCAGGCGAGGGGGAGCCCGCGGGGGCCUCUGGGGCGCCUGACCUCUCAGCAGACCGCUAGGCUGUCGUCGGCCCUGGCCGACGGCGCGGACGUUGGCUUCCUCUUCGUGAAGCCGCACGCCAAUUUUGAGAAGGGGCGCAAGUGCACGAAGGAACUCCUGGAACGCUCUGGCGUGCGCGUGGUAGCCGAGGGGGAGCUGAAGGCGCUGGAGAUGAGCCCCAUCGGGUCAUCGACAAGCACUACAGGAGCAUAG
Messenger RNA from Prorocentrum cordatum, 1004 nucleotides. The record is from the annotation of a GenBank genome assembly. NCBI's taxonomy places the organism in Eukaryota, Dinophyceae, Prorocentrales, Prorocentraceae.